AUGAAACAAGGUCUCAACUGGACCAAUCUCCCCCUUAGUCCCAAAGCAAUAAGACGUUCAUUGCGUGUACAAAGCAAGAACCAUUCCAUCAAAACUCAGCCAAAGGCAAGGAGAAAGAUAUUACGAUCUUACGGCAGUUUCGACGUCCCAUUAAACAACUGCAAAUAUAAAUAUCGCGGUUGUAAGGAACGCUUACCCGUAGAUGAACUAAAAACGCAUGAAUCGGAAUGCCAUUUUCGGUGGUACAAAUGCGAGGGGAAAAUAUUUGCCGGCUGGUCUUGUAACUGGAAAGGGUACCACGAGGAUAUCAUGAACCACUUCAAGAAAGAGCAUCGCGAGAGGACCUACAUGAGGGAACAGAAUAUUAUAGAAAUGUCGGUAAUCUUCGACGAAGACUCGUACGAUAUACAAUUAAUUCGAAAGCGAAAGCAACUUUUCUGGUUCAAGCAUCGACUUCUGAGCGAAAGGAAGGAGGCCUAUUGGUUGUGCCAAUACGUGGGACCGCAGAAAGAAGCACUAACUUACUGUUACGAACUGGUUGUGAGUGAUGAAGUACGGAAAUUCGCCGUAACCGAAUUGUGUUACACGGAUGCUUUAGACGCGAAUAAAAUUUACGAAGCCGGAAGGUGUGUCGUCAUGACGUUCGAUCAGAUUAAGAGUUUCAUGACUGGAGAGGGGAAGCUAGCAGAUUUGUAUAGAGAAAAGGCUCCCUGGGCACCUCAUAUGGUGAGUUUUAUUCACUUGGCGAUAAAAUGGAAAAACUCGGAGAAACACCGUGACACAUUGAAGCUUUUUUCACCGAAUGAUUCAUGGAAAACGGAUGGCACUAUUAUUGCUAGGAUAAUCCUAGUGGACGACAAUCAGGACAUUAUCGUCUUCACCUUAGACGACCAAUGCACUAAUCUUUACCAAGGACUCGCGGAAACCCUUCUUCUGAAUUAUAACAACAUAAGAACCUGUUUUUUCGGCGUUCACGAGAAGCACGUUCCUUCCAUAAAAACAUUUCUGCAUCAGAAAAAUCUUGCUAUAGAUUUAGAUGUCCCGACUUAUUUUUAUUGUAUUUCUCCAGAACAAGCAAGCAAAUUUACAUUAGAGUGUCCCCCUGAUGUCUACCUAAAAAAAUUGGAACCUUGUGCAGGCCAACAGGUGGAUGCCACAUGGCCACAUAGAUUUCCAGGUUCGGAUAAAUAUUUAACGAGUUUUAUUGAAGCGAACGGGGGAUAUGGACUUUUCCUGAAAACAACCCAUGAGAUGGUAGCGUGGGUUUUGAAGCAUGCAUGGGGCCAUAUGGCCAUGCUUCAGACCGAAGAAGCACACAAACGGAAAGGAUAUGCUAGUUUAGUAAUUAAAGCCUUAUCUAAGGAGAUAGCAAACGAGGGGCAUUGGCCCCUUGGAACCAUUCUGUUAGAGAACAAAAAAUCAAUCAGCAUGUUUGAAAAAUUGAGGUUUAGCAGUAAUGGUAUUUGUAAUUACGUUGUUGUUGAUACACGUGCUAAUAAAUCAUGUUUGUAAGAAAUCUCACGGAAAUAAAUCGAUAAUAAAUCA
Molecule: messenger RNA, 1545 nt
Organism: Tribolium madens (black flour beetle)
Lineage: Eukaryota; Metazoa; Arthropoda; Insecta; Coleoptera; Tenebrionidae
Exons: 6
Coding region: 1-1512 (503 amino acids)
Biological process (GO): multicellular organism development; ubiquitin-dependent protein catabolic process
Cellular component (GO): cytoplasm
Molecular function (GO): protein binding; zinc ion binding; acyltransferase activity, transferring groups other than amino-acyl groups
Source: RefSeq, a predicted model, not a curated record